Oncorhynchus masou masou (cherry salmon) is the source of this 1810-nucleotide messenger RNA. RefSeq names its product arfaptin-2-like. Gene Ontology annotation, cellular component: trans-Golgi network membrane. Gene Ontology annotation, biological process: intracellular protein transport; regulation of Arp2/3 complex-mediated actin nucleation. NCBI's taxonomy places the organism in Eukaryota, Metazoa, Chordata, Actinopteri, Salmoniformes, Salmonidae. The transcript is spliced from 10 exons. The record is from RefSeq and is a predicted model, not a curated record. The coding region runs from base 267 to 1379 and encodes 370 amino acids. Gene Ontology annotation, molecular function: protein domain specific binding; phospholipid binding.
ACUUCCGGGAGGCAUUCCUAGCCUGGGAAAAAAAGCGGGUCUGGGAGCUCUCUGUACAAACAACACGCCGGAGAGUGAUCAGCCAUGUCAUAAGACAACACUGAAAUCAGACUAAAUCUGUCAUCGGUUCAUAAAUUCAAUCUUUGUCAUUUUUUUUCUCCAGGACUGACCGAGACGUAUAUCGACGAAGCCGUGCAUGAACUGGAAAGCACUGACGUUUAGCCGAAUAGCUCAUUCAAGACAAAAGCUCCAGCAGGACAGAUAGUAUGCUGAGUAAAGCAGCCACUAUGGAGAUCCCUAUCAACCGUAACGGAGACACGAGGACGCUGGCGGAGGAUGACAGCCUUGAACAAGUUGCUAAGCUACAGUGGAGCUUAGAUGAGAAGGACCUACAGCAGGUGAUGGUGUCUGGACCCAAUCUGAAUGAGACCAGUAUCGUAUCCGGAGGUUAUGGGGGUACAGCUGAGGGAAUCAUUCCUACCAGCUCCAUUAAAGGCCCUGCUGUGCGCUACAACGCUCAGUUUAACAGACGCAUCCCAGUCACAGGACAAGGUUCCAGUAUGCAGGACAGUAGAAGCAGCAGUUCCACGACUGCAGAGGAGGCCUCCAGAGGAGUGGCUGUAGAGAAACUGGACUUCAUGAAGCAAUGGGGCCUCAACACCUACAAGUGCACUAAACAGAUGAUCGCAGAGCGGUUUGGUCGUGGUUCUCGGACUGUGGAUCUAGAACUGGAGGCUCAGAUAGAAGUUCUCCGGGACACCAAGAGGAAGUAUGAGACUGUGCUGCGAUUGGCCAGAGCCCUGACCAAUCACUUGUACAGCAUGGUGCAGACUCAACACGCCCUCGGGGACACCUUCACCGACCUCAGCCUGAAAUCACCUGAACUACGAGAUGAGUUUGGGUACAACGCAGAGACCCAGAAGUUAUUAUGCAAGAACGGAGAGACACUGCUAGGAGCCAUCAACUUCUUUGUGUCCAGCAUCAAUACACUGGUGAACAAGACCAUGGCGGAUACGUUGAUGACCAUCACGAUGUACGAGGCUGCUAGGUUGGAGUAUGAUGCGUACAGGGCAGACCUAGAGGAGUUAAGCGUUGGUCCCAGGGAUGUGGUGAACAUGGCCCGUAUAGAUACAGCCCAGGAGCAGUACCAGAUCCACAAGGACAAAUAUGAACGUCUUCGCUCCGACGUCAUGAUCAAACUCAACUUCCUGGAUGAAAACAAGGUAAAAGUGAUGCAUAAACAGCUGCUCCUGUUCCAUAAUGCCAUCUCAGCGUACUUUGCUGGGAACCAGCAGCAGUUGGAGCAGACCCUGAAGCAGUUCAACAUCAAGCUGAGGCCCCCAGGGGCCGACAAACCCUCCUGGCUUGAGGAACCAUGAGGGAGGGAGCCACAGGAGAUAGGGCAGCCCAGGAGAGGCCCUCCUAACCUGGGAAACAGCGGACCCCCCAAACCCUUACUAUCCACUACAGUGGACCACGGACGGACAGACAGACAGGACUACGUAGAGAUGGAUGGGCCAAGGGCCUUGUAUCUAUAGAGGACUGUGUCACAAUCAGGGACUUGUCUUAUUUCAUGAUCUCUCCUUUUCUCUCUUUAUCCACAAAUCCUCCUGUAUAAUAUAUUAUCUCCAGUCCUCUAUGUAAGUGCUAAUGCCCGAGAAGCCUGUGUUUGGAGGAUAUAUUGGCACGGGACUGAGUCGUAUAUAUCCUCCAAACACCGGCUUCUCUGGCAUGAUCACUUUUACACAACGGGUUACCAACACAUUCAAAUGAUGAUUGACAUAUUUUCAUUAAACGUUAUUUUGAUGAA